AUGUUCGGCAACUUCAAGUUCCACCAGUACCAGAUCGUGGGCCGCCACGUGCCCACCGAGAAGGAGCCCAACCCCACCAUUUACCGCAUGAAGGUGUGGGCGACGGACGCGGUGCGCGCGCGGUCCAAGUUCUGGUACUACCUCUCGAAGCUCUGCCGGGUGAAGAAGUCCAACGGCCAGGUCAUCGCGUGCAACGAGAUCUUCGAGAAGAACCCGACGGAGAUCAAGAACUACGGCAUCUGGGUGCGCUACGAGUCGCGCACGGGGACGCACAACAUGUACAAGGAGUUCCGCAACACUACGCUCAACGGCGCGGUCGAGCAGCUCUACAUGGAGAUGGCCUCGCGGCACCGCGUGCGCGCGUCCGCGCUGCACAUCAUCCGGACGGCGGUGGUGCCCGCGCGCUGCAAGCACGCGCCGCACAUCAAGCAGAUUCUGGAGAACGACAGCUUCCCCGUGACGCGCAAGGUGACGCGGCCGUCGAGCAAGGUCCACAAGACCGUCUUCAAGACGAACCGGCCGAACGUCGCGCUGUACUAG
Messenger RNA from Pedinophyceae sp. YPF-701, 540 nucleotides. NCBI's taxonomy places the organism in Eukaryota, Viridiplantae, Chlorophyta, Pedinophyceae. The record is from the annotation of a GenBank genome assembly.